Messenger RNA from Neocloeon triangulifer, 3598 nucleotides. It is a transcript of the gene Smurf, whose product is annotated as E3 ubiquitin-protein ligase SMURF2. The record is from RefSeq and is a predicted model, not a curated record. The coding region runs from base 101 to 2602 and encodes 833 amino acids. The transcript has 12 exons. Gene Ontology annotation, molecular function: protein binding; ubiquitin protein ligase activity. Lineage: Eukaryota; Metazoa; Arthropoda; Insecta; Ephemeroptera; Baetidae. Gene Ontology annotation, biological process: negative regulation of BMP signaling pathway; ubiquitin-dependent protein catabolic process.
UACGUCCGUCUCAUUUCUUGCUGUCAGUGAGCGAGUGGAAGUGGAGUUGGAGUUUGCUUUUGCUGCGUGAUGUGAUGUGUUGACGAAAAGGUGUCCGAAAAUGUCAAAUACAGGCGGGUCCAGACGCAACGGGACCAUGAAGAUCCGCGUGACACUUUUGUGCGCGAGAAGUCUGGCGAGGAAGGAUCUCUUCAGGUUGCCCGACCCGUUUGCAAAAAUUAGUGUCGACGGCUCUGGUCAGUGUCACAGCACAGAGGCGUGCAAAGCCACGCUGGACCCCAAGUGGAAUCAACACUACGAUCUGUACCUGGGCAAAAUGGACGGCAUUACAAUCAGCAUCUGGAACAACCGGAAGAUCCACAAAAAGCAGGGCAGCGGUUUCCUGGGCUGUGUGCGCAUCAUGUCGAACACAAUCCAACGCCUCAAAGACACCGGCUACCAGCGACUGGAUCUGAGCAAGGCCAACCAAGACGAUCCGGAGCCGGUCAAGGGCCAGAUCGUCAUUUCGCUUCUUUCCCGAGACCUGAACAGCACGCCGCAGGGCGUUGGACACAACGCGGUGGUCGACCAGCUCGGCGACAUCAGCUGUCCGGACGCUCUUCCGGACGGCUGGGAGGAGCGCCGGACGCAGAACGGCCGCCUCUACUACGUCAACCACAACACCCGCACCACCCAGUGGAGUCGGCCGCUGCGGCCGCAGAACAACAUCAUUCCCAUCAACGGCAAUAUUACAAACACAAACGGCAAUCUCAACAGUAGCGACUCCACCAGCACUCCGCACAGAGACAGCAGAUCCGGUAGCACAAGGGAAAGGAGAAGUGGGAGUUCAAGGGAAGAGGGUGAGAGUAGGAGCAGGCGAGAGAACGGCCAAACGUCAACUUCAUCAAGGAGAAGGGGUGGUCGGCAUCGAAACCAGCCUCGGGCGCAAUUGGUGCAGCCACCGGACCUGCCUGAAGGUUACGAAAUGCGAACCACCCAGCAAGGUCAGGUCUACUUCUUCCACAUCCCGACUGGAGUCAGCACAUGGCACGACCCUAGAAUACCCCGCGAGCUUGUCGGCUCGAAUCUGCCUGACUUGGGACCUCUGCCGUCUGGUUGGGAAAUGCGGCAGACCUCCUCGGGAAGGGUCUAUUUUGUGGACCACAACAACCGCACCACGCAGUUCACCGACCCCAGACUGAAUGCCUCAGUCAUUCAGGGCAUUAUCACGACUAAUGGCUUGCCCAGCAACUCGCCCAGUGGCCCACCUCCUUUGAACUCGGCGCCCUCUUCCAUCCCGCCACCCCUGCCUCCUCCAAUGAGUCAAUCUACCCACAUCACGCCCCCAAGACCCGAUCCACCUGCCCCCACAGAACGAUCCAUUGUCACACCUGCUGCCCCCGGACCCAGUGGCAACAACAAUGACCCCAAGGACCUGUUGAUGGACAGCAGCGAAAGUCUGCCCAAGUACCGAAGAGAUUUGGUAGCCAAACUCAAGUGCCUUAGGACAGAACUGCAUGCCUUACAGCCUCAGACUGGACACUGCAGACUGGAAGUCACGCGGAAGGAUAUUUUUGAGGAAUCCUAUCGACUUGUGAUGAAAAUGCGUCCUAAGGAUAUGCGAAAAAGACUUAUGGUUAAGUUCCGCAAUGAGGAAGGCUUGGACUAUGGAGGUGUUGCCCGCGAGUGGCUCUACCUCCUCUCUCAUGAAAUGCUGAACCCUCAGUAUGGACUGUUUCAAUACUCAGGCGAUGACAAUUACACUCUUCAGAUCAAUCCUGACAGCAAUAUCAAUCCCGAGCACCUCUCUUAUUUCCAUUUCGUCGGACGCGUCAUUGGCAUUGCUGUUUUCCACGGGCAUUACAUUGACGGCAGUUUUACUAUGCCUUCCUACCGCAUGUUACUCAACAAACCAAUUACCUUGGACGAUAUCGAGGAUGUUGAUCCGGAACUUCAAAGAAGUCUUGUGUGGAUGCUGGACAAUAAUAUAACUGGUGUCAUAGACACGACGUUUUCCGUUGAGCACAACAGCUUUGGCGAGUUGAAGGAGCACGAGUUGAAGCCUGGUGGCAAGGACAUUCCUGUCACGGAGGAGAACAAAAAAGAAUAUGUCAGGCUCUAUGUCAACUACCGCUUCAUGCGAGGUAUCGAGCAGCAGUUUUUGGCCCUUCAGAAAGGCUUUUCAGAAUUGGUGCCAACGCACAUGCUGCGGCCCUUCGAGGAGCACGAGCUGGAACUUGUGAUCGGUGGUCUCGGCAGCAUCGACAUUGAGGACUGGAAGCAGAACACAAGGCUCAAGCACUGCACCCUGGAAACCCCAGUGGUCAAGUGGUUCUGGCAGAUUGUCGAGAUUUACAGUGCCGAGAUGCGAGCAAGGUUGUUGCAGUUUGUCACUGGCAGCUCCAGGGUGCCCCUUCAGGGUUUCAAAGCACUGCAAGGUUCGACAGGUGCUGCAGGGCCCAGGCUGUUCACAAUUCAUGUGAUUGACGCACCAACGGAAAACCUGCCCAAGGCCCACACAUGCUUCAACCGCAUCGACAUCCCAGCCUACCCUUCUUACCAGAAGAUGUACGAAAAGUUGACCCAGGCUGUUGAAGAAACGUGCGGAUUUGCUGUAGAGUAAAUAACUAGGGGCUCGCUGCGACUCGCCCAUGGACUGAGAUUAAGAAUUGCCUUAUUGAUUAAGUCAGGACGGUCAAAACUCGAGCACAUAGAUAGGCUUGAAUAGGUAAACAUUCGCUAAGACUGCACUACCGAUCGGGAUUACAAGCACGAGCGGAGUUUCGGUGAAAUGUGGACAACUGCCAAGUAUGUAAACAAAUCUAUGUCCAAAUCGCUUCAUAUCGGGAAAGAAAUGUAUUUUUCGGAUGGAUCUGUUUAAAGACAAUUAAUCGUAACUGCCCAUAUCAUCCAUUGCCUGCGAGCAUUAUUUUCAGAGUUUUUACCCUGCACAAUCACACUCAACCAUAUCUCUUCACUGCUCAUCGACGGUGACCCAAAUCACCAAAAUCAUGUCUACGAUUAACAAUGUACACAUACACAACUUGGAUGUAUUGAUCUAUUUUAUUGCCUAUUUACCCCCAUGAUGUUAUAAUUAUACUUAUUGACUAAUGAUUACAUGAUAUUUGUGAUUCUAGUUUUUAAUAAUGUAACGAGCAAUCGGAGGAAAUUUCGUCGAUUGCUGGAACGCUGUAAAUUUUGUACAAAUAAUAACUGGGAAGAAGAUAGGAUGUAACCAAGAAUCUUUCACCGACGUAAUCUUCAAUCGAAAUGCACCACAUACUUCCUUCAAAUGAAAUUAUUAUUAUUAUUUGUCAAAUGUAUAAUGUGCCCGUGCAGUUUUAUUGUAAUGAUGUCGUUGGUCAUCAUUUGUGCACUUUUACUAUAUUAUGAUUGCAAUGCAAUGAGCCGAAAAGAAAACUAUACUUGCAUAAAUCUGUACAUAGGUUAGUUUUUGUCUUGGUAAUUUUUUUUUUAAACUUGACUUCUGUGCACUCUGUCGAAUUGCUAUUAUUUCCGAUUAAAAACUAUUUUGUGCAGUUCGUAAUUUGUAGGUACCUCCCCAGAAAUUGCUGAUAAUAAAUACUUAUUUACACAAUAAAGAUCUAUUUAUGGCAUA